AAUCAGAGAACAGUCAAAAAUGGCGUCUGUGCAUAUGACAUGUAGACCAUUGUUUAUACUUAAAUGAAAUUAUAAUUAUUGUUUACAUUUAUAUCUUAAGUUAAUAAAAUAUAAAUAAUUUAAUUAUUGAUAUGGAGGUUCUGCCAGAGGGUGUCAGUGCACCCCUGAAAAAGGGCCCUGGCCUAUAUGAGUUUCUUGUGGAAGCCCAACUGCAGCAUUACUUUAAUAGCUUUAAGAAUAAUUUGAAGGUAACACAUCCUUCACAAUUAAAGUUCACAACGGAGGGUGACUUAUCAGAAUUAGGCAUGUCUAAACCAGAGAUGAGGAGGCUGAGAAAAUAUUAUGAGAAACACUUUCCAAAUAAUUACCUCUCAAAGUUUAAAAAACUGUUAUCAGUACGUAAACAGGAAUCAAUAGGCACAGAUCCAGUAUCUUUAAAUAAUGACAAUGCUCCAGUUGGUAGAGCUACAAGAGUUCCUAGCAAACAUAUCAUACCUGCUGCAAAUAUAACUGUAAACAAGGAAUUGGGUAUGGGUGAAUUUGGUGUUGUUCAGCAAGGUGUUUGGUGCAAUGAGGGAGAACGGAUUCAAGUUGCUAUUAAGUGUUUAGCUCGUGAAAGAAUGCAAACAAAUACAAUUGAGUUUUUGAAAGAAGCAGCUAUUAUGCACUCAAUUGAUCAUCAUCAUAUAGUACGUUUUUUCGGAGUCGUAUUAGAUACAGGCUCAUUAAUGCUUGUAACAGAGUUGGCUCCUUUAAGGUCUUUGUUGGAGUGUUUGAAAGAGCCUUCAUUGCGAACAAGUUUUCCAGUACUAACAUUGUGCGAUUUUGCUGUUCAAAUUUGUGAUGGAAUGCAGUAUCUGGAAUCAAAGAGAUUAAUACAUCGUGAUUUGGCAGCUAGGAAUAUUUUGGUAUUUUCAAAGAACAAGGUUAAAAUAUCUGAUUUUGGGCUAAGCAGAGCAUUGGGACAAGGAAAAGAUUAUUACAAGACUAAUUUUAAUGUAAAUUUGAAACUUCCAAUAGCUUGGUGCGCCCCAGAAUGCAUAAGUUAUUUGAGAUUUACUACAGCCACCGAUGUCUGGGCGUUUGGUGUCACAUUGUGGGAAAUGUUUUCCUAUGGAUUUCAACCAUGGGCUGCUCUAACAGGACAACAGAUUUUGGAAUCUAUUGACGAGCCUAAUUUUCAAAGGCUGGAACAGCCUGACUGCUGUCCUCAAGAUCACUACGCUCUGAUGUUGGAUUGCUGGAGGCACGAGGCCAGCAGUAGGCCUAGAUUUAUAGAUAUUUCAACGCGAUUGAUUGAUUGUAGACCUGAACAAGUACAAACCAAAGUUGGUGGAUCCGGCGACGGUCCACAUUUAUUACAUUAUAGAAUUGGUGAUGUAAUUACGGUUUUGGAUAAAGUAUCAUAUCGGCCUUAUUGGAAAGGCGUGGCCUCCAGCGGGAAGGCGGGACUUUUUGAUCCAAUCAAUGUUGUCGCUUAUUUGGGAAGUGAUUUACCAAGUUCAAAUUUCUUACGCACAGACGCAACACGCACAUCAGCACGACGUAAAUUACGCAGUGAGAUGAUUAGUGCUCCUCAGGGUGAUUUUAAGCACACUGGUCAUGUAGGUUUGGAUGGAGCUUACUUUGGAGAUAUCAGCUUUUUAGGUGGAGCUAAAGUUGAUUAUGGUGGAAUUCCAACACAGGUAGUGGCACCAUACAGACCACAUGAAGACUUGGAAAUUGCACCACUGCUCGAAGGCGACCGAAUUUUGCCACCGCCGGCACCAGCUCCAGAUCACGAAUAUCAUGAAAUCAGUGACGAUGAAAAUAAUCAUAGUCCUUCACUCGAUUUAGGACCAUCUUUGAUGGCCGAGAUGCAGAUGGUUUUCAAAACAUUAGGACAACCACUACAGCCACCUCCUUCCCCCGCCGAUCACGAGACUACGAACAAAACUAAUGAAAUGCGUGAGCGCAAUAAACCUCGUAAGCAGGUUGUUAAUGUGAAGCCCAUCUCGGCCCAAGAUCAAAAAACUUUGGAUACAGCUAUUGCGUUAGCUAAUGAAAUAACUACACGAUCUAUGAGUGCUCCAGCACCAACGACGCCAUCGUCCCCAACUAAGAGAAAAUUUAGUUUUCGUUUUCCUUCUGUCACUGACCAUCAUCAUGAAAAGAUUGUCGAAAGGCGUAAUUUUUCUGAAGAGGCUCAGUCCACACCUGAUCUUCAGCAUCGUCUGCGUUGUUCAUUAACAUCACUUGACGAGUUCUCGCAAAAUAACAUACGUCUACCUCUAUGGGAUAAAGCAUCGGCAGAAUUUUGUUUCGCCAAAUCUCGCGAAUUGCUUACGAAACCUUUUUUUUCUCAUCAUCAUCAUCAUCAUUAUCAAAAGGCCCCACAUAAUUCGUGUAGAGAUUUAAAUACUUCAGUGAUGAGUUCAAACAAUGCUUAUUCUGAAGCUUCUGCGGGUAAUAUAGCUCUAAGGGAAUAUCCUCGGAGAAAUUUAGAAUCGCGUUUUCAACAGUUAUCACUUGACGGUGGGGGAGAUUUUUAUCCUUCACAAAUAUACCGUGACCGUACUCUUACUAAAUCAGAAAGUAUGGCAAGAAAAACUUAUAAAAAUGAUAAUAAAUUUAAUCGAUUCGAGAGAAACGGUAGUUUCCUGCAUGACAUACGACCACCCCCUCCGUCUCCUUUCAAUAGCAGAAACGGCGCUGACGGUAUAUUUUUAAAUGAGUACUAUGAUCAAGCUUACACGCCUAUUGAAACUUAUGAUAAUGUGUUUGUAUAUGAUAAUAGCUUUCCAAAUGAGACGCCAACAUUUGCUGAGACUACCCGCCCAAGGGCGAUGAGUUAUUCAGAGUCUCAAGAGAUAUUACCUAAUAAGAAAAGUUCCGGAAAAAGCAUUCGAGAUAGAAACCGUCGUAGACAGUCAUAUAAUCCUCAGGCAUAUGCACAAAGUAGUAGUAGUGAAUCAGAUUGCACUAGCCUGGGCUCCGUUGAUUUAGAUUGGAGGCGCAGGAAGAGGCUUAGUAGAUUAUCCGCUUCCAAUAGUAGCAUUCGUUCAGAAAUGGUUAUUAGAUCCCGUAAUUUUCUGAAGCCGGAUUUAGUUGGGAAAAUUUUAGGUCGUUCGCCUCCACCAAGCAAUAGCAUUUUAAGCGGUUUGAGUCCAACGAGUGUCGCCAGGUUGCAAAAUCAUAAUGUUAAUACCUCAUCAGACUCGAGUAUUUAAGAAUAUAUUAUAAAUAGGAAAUGCCAUAAUAUAUAAUCAUACAUUCGUCAUAUACAAAAAAAUCUAUAUCGGUUCUGAAUGUAGAAAAUUAUGUUUCUGACAAUGCUAUAAUUUUGUAUCGAUGAAGUCUAGUAAUCAUCGGUUGAAUCGUAGUGGCUUCUCAUAGUAGGGUGCUCUUAAAAUAUCUUCGAAUAUAUCGAAAAUUAUAUAUCCUCUCAAUUUGAAUGGAAGAAAAAUGUAAACUGUCCGCCCAUUUUGAUACAUAAAUAAGUUUAGGAAUUUAAUAAACCAUACCUAUUAUAUAUAAUCAUACUACCAUGUGAUAUUUUAUAUUCAUUGUAAUCUUAACAAAAACCAAUAUAUAAUCGGAUAUGAACGUAUAUUUUGUUCAGUUUUGCUAUUUGUGAUGAUGCU
Nicrophorus vespilloides is the source of this 3623-nucleotide messenger RNA. It is a transcript of the gene Ack-like, whose product is annotated as tyrosine-protein kinase PR2. Gene Ontology annotation, biological process: protein phosphorylation. The transcript is spliced from 7 exons. The coding region runs from base 132 to 3209 and encodes 1025 amino acids. Gene Ontology annotation, molecular function: ATP binding; protein tyrosine kinase activity. NCBI's taxonomy places the organism in Eukaryota, Metazoa, Arthropoda, Insecta, Coleoptera, Silphidae. The record is from RefSeq and is a predicted model, not a curated record.